This is a messenger RNA of Phyllostomus discolor (pale spear-nosed bat), 2890 nucleotides long. It is a transcript of the gene TRAPPC13, whose product is annotated as trafficking protein particle complex 13. The record is from RefSeq and is a predicted model, not a curated record. NCBI's taxonomy places the organism in Eukaryota, Metazoa, Chordata, Mammalia, Chiroptera, Phyllostomidae. The coding region runs from base 55 to 1311 and encodes 418 amino acids. Gene Ontology annotation, cellular component: TRAPPIII protein complex. The transcript has 13 exons.
UUGGAUUGAACCUUUCCAGCCUCCGUAGGCAGUGGGUCUAAAGUGCCGGUCAAAAUGGAAGUGAAUCCCCCCAAACAGGAGCACCUGCUGGCCCUGAAAGUAAUGCGACUGACUAAGCCUACGUUAUUCACCAAUAUUCCAGUAACAUGUGAAGAGAAAGACUUACCCGGAGAUCUCUUUAACCAGCUCAUGAGAGAUGAUCCUUCAACUGUAAAUGGUGCAGAAAUUUUAAUGUUGGGAGAAAUGUUGACUUUACCACAGAAUUUUGGGAACAUAUUUUUGGGAGAAACCUUUUCCAGUUAUAUCAGUGUUCAUAAUGACAGCAAUCAAGUUGUAAAAGAUAUAUUGGUAAAAGCUGAUCUUCAGACAAGCUCUCAGCGUUUAAAUCUUUCAGCCUCCAAUGCUGCAGUGGCUGAACUUAAACCCGAUUGUUGUAUCGAUGAUGUUAUACACCAUGAAGUAAAGGAAAUUGGAACACACAUCUUGGUGUGUGCAGUGAGUUAUACAACUCAGGGCGGAGAAAAAAUGUAUUUUAGAAAAUUCUUCAAAUUUCAGGUUCUCAAGCCACUGGAUGUAAAAACCAAAUUUUACAAUGCAGAGAGUGACCUCAGUUCUGUGACUGAUGAAGUAUUUCUUGAAGCCCAGAUUCAGAAUAUUACAACCUCACCCAUGUUUAUGGAGAAAGUUUCAUUGGAGCCAUCUAUAAUGUACAAUGUAGCAGAAUUAAAUUCAGUCAACCAAGCUGGAGAAUGUGUAACUACAUUUGGGUCAAGAACAUAUUUGCAGCCAAUGGAUACACGCCAAUACUUGUACUGCCUAAAGCCCAAGAAGGAGUUUGCAGAAAAAGCAGGCAUCAUUAAGGGAGUAACAGUAAUUGGAAAAUUGGAUAUAGUUUGGAAAACCAAUCUAGGUGAAAGGGGAAGAUUACAGACCAGCCAACUUCAAAGAAUGGCUCCAGGUUAUGGAGAUGUUAGGUUGUCUUUGGAGGCAAUCCCAGAUACCGUAAACCUAGAAGAACCUUUUCAUAUUACCUGUAAAAUAACAAACUGCAGCAGUGAAAGGACUAUGGACCUGGUUUUGGAAAUGUGCAAUACCAAUUCUAUCCACUGGUGCGGCAUUUCAGGAAGACAGCUUGGAAAGCUACAUCCAAGUUCCUCUCUCUGUCUUGCCCUUACUCUAUUGUCUUCAGUACAGGGGCUGCAGAGUGUCUCCGGCUUAAGACUGACAGACACGUUUUUAAAGAGAACAUAUGAAUAUGAUGACAUCGCACAAGUCUGUGUGGUAUCUUCGGCCAUUAAAGUGGAAAGCUGAAGAAAUUAUGCUUUUCAUUCAGUUUCACAGAACUUUCUGUAUUUUAGUCACCUUUGUAAAAUGAUCAAGUCAAAAUAUGUUAUUUAAAUUUCUUUCCUGUACAAUAGUGAAAAUAUUAAAUGUUUGUUUUAAAAAGACCACCUACUGAUUUUAUCUUGUAUUAUUCUAAAGGAACAUUUGUACAUUUUCUACAUAUAUCAUAUUUGUUUCAUUUAAAUGACCAUUGACCUUUGCUCUAUAAAAACUCUAUCCUUGCUUUGGCCAGUGUGGCUAAGUUGGUUGGAGAGUUGUCCCAUAAUGGAAAAGUUGAGGGUUCGACUCCCAGUCAGGGCAUGUUCCUGAGUUGUGGGUUCAAUUCCAGGUCAAGGGACAGGGUACAAAUGAUCCCCCCUCCAGGCAUGUAUUGGAGGCAACCAGUUAAUGCUUUUCUCUCUAACAUCCAUGUUCCUCUCUCCUUCUCUUCCUCACUCGCUAGAAGCAAUGAAAAAAUGUCCUCGGGUGAGGAUUUUUUAAAAAUUUAAAAAAUAAUAAACUCAAUAUAUUUGAGUCCUUUUGUCCUUAGCAAGCAUCUAGACUAGAGGUCAGCAAAAUGUUUAUGUAAAGGGCCUGAUACUAAAUAUUUUAGUCUUUGCAGGCCAUGUGGUUCCUAUUAAAAAUACUCCACCUUGCUGUUGUAGUGCCAGAUAAGCCAGUAGGCAAAAAGAGCACAUUGGUAUUUACAAAUAUAGGCAGCUGGCCUGCAGACUGUAGUUUGCUGACCUUGAUCUAGAAGAUAGAGUUGUUUCUUAAAUCCUGAGAAUUCUUAUAAUACUUUAUUUAGAAAUAUUUCAGUUAACCCCAGUUCUUUUCCUAGCUCCUCAGUCAACAGAAAAAGUUGUUUAAAAGAAGUGGGAUGAUCCUUGAGUAACAUUAUAUUUGCUAACACAGUAUGAAUUCUUCCACCUGUUUUCAAAAUUAUCAUAUUGGCGUGUAUCUGUGUUUGUGUGUGAAUACAAAUCUGCAUGUCUGUUUUAGUUACUAACGGCAGAUCAGAAUUGGUUUUAUUUCUUAGAUUGUUGAUUACUCUGUUAAUUUUUAACUAAGAAGCCUGAUACUUUUCUAAGUCCAAAAGACCUGUUUUUUUCCAUUAAAAAAAUAAACCACUUAUUUUCAUAGGUAUCUUUAAAGGAUUUUCAGUUUCUGAUACUUGAUUUUGAAAUCUAAAUCAUGUACUAAUAUUAUAAAACUUUGUAUAUCUGCAUGUAAUCAUACUUAUGCUAUGAACAAAACAGUGAAAAAGCUAAGAUUGUAAACAACUUUGCAACAUGAAUAUAAUAAAAGUUUCAAUAUUUUAUCAGGAAAGAAAGGGAUUAUCCUGUUAAAUAAAAACUUAUUUUGGUAAGUUGAAAUGUAAAGAUGUAUGUAUAAUUGCUUACAUAUAAAAGUACAUUAAGUCAAAUACAAAAAUUGGGUUUUUUUCAAGUGCAUAAUUAUUUAUUGCCAUGACAAAUUGGUCCAAAAUGAAAGCUGUAUUCAGAGUGAGAUUUGGAGUAAUAAUUAAUGAAAUGUCUUUGCAAAAUAAAGUGCAAGCAGUGUAAAA